AUGUCUCAUUAUUCAAUUAACUUUUUCUCCACAUUGACUCUUUCAAAGCUUCCUCCGAUGACUAAGGUCGACGCCGCUAUCUCUUCCAUCCCACUGACAAUUGUUACCAGCGACGACUUCCACAAUGAUGGUAUACCUUCAGACCCAUUGCUGCUGCUAGGAAGCUACAUUGAUGUUGAGUUGGAUGUUAGGGUAGAGACCACCACACCAAACAACAGUGAUGUACCUAAUGAAGGGAAGGUGUCUGAUGUAAAUCGGAGUAAGUUGCAGAUUAAGAGAAAGAUUACUCCUAUGUGUCGAGUGAAUCCAGAUAGGCCGGAAUGGUUGCCAAAUAAUUGGACGUUCGAAACAAUAGCCCGUACUGGUGGAGCCAGUGCAAGACAAAAAGAUAGUUAUUAUUUUGAACCGGUGUCUGGGAGUAAAUUCAGGUCAAAGCCUGAGGUGAAUCAUUUCCUGAAAACAGGUCUCAAGAGGGAAAAACUUGACCCUAACCGUGAUGUUGCUACACCAUUUGAGGGCAAAAAACAAAAGAAGAGUGGCUCGAAAAAGGAAAAGAAGAAUGUUGAUUAA
This is a messenger RNA of Solanum verrucosum, 570 nucleotides long. Its product is annotated as methyl-CpG-binding domain-containing protein 6-like. Bases 1 to 570 code for a protein of 189 amino acids. Lineage: Eukaryota; Viridiplantae; Streptophyta; Magnoliopsida; Solanales; Solanaceae. The record is from RefSeq and is a predicted model, not a curated record. Gene Ontology annotation, molecular function: DNA binding. The transcript has a single exon.